This is a messenger RNA of Medicago truncatula (barrel medic), 714 nucleotides long. RefSeq lists its product as uncharacterized. Gene Ontology annotation, molecular function: RNA-DNA hybrid ribonuclease activity; nucleic acid binding. NCBI's taxonomy places the organism in Eukaryota, Viridiplantae, Streptophyta, Magnoliopsida, Fabales, Fabaceae. The record is from RefSeq and is a predicted model, not a curated record. The transcript has a single exon. Bases 1 to 714 code for a protein of 237 amino acids.
AUGUGGAGUUUAUGGAAGCGCAUGAAUCUCAAGUUAUGGCAACAUCAAAAUGAAACAAUAUUGCAGGUUGUUGAGCGUGCAAAGCAUCUUUUGGAUGAAUGGCGAACAACCCAAAUCAUAAGAUCGCGAAAAGAAGAUGCCCCGUUGACGCAUCAAAGUAACUAUACCGACGUCAACGUGGUUGAAUGGUCGAAACCGGCUCAUGACAGAUACAAAUGUAAUAUUGACGCCUCUUUCUCCUGUUCCAAGAAUAUGGUGGGUAUCGGUAUUUGUCUUCGUGAUGACAGGGGUGAAUUUAUCUGUGCUAAAACAAAUUGUUUCUCCCCUCUCUGCGAUGUUGAUGUGGGUGAGGCCGUAGCUUUUCAUACGGCGUUGAAGUGGAUGACAGAUCUUCACUAUGAUAAUGUUGACUUUGCUUUAGAUUCCAAGAUAGUGGUUGAUCAUUUUCGAUCUUAUGUAGAGGAUGAUAGUGAGCUUGGAUGUAUCAUGCAUGCUUGUAGACAAUUGUUUGACAAUAGUUUUCAGAACUCUCAUGUCGAGUUCAAUAGGAGGCAAGUUAAUGGGGUCGCUCAUGAGUUAGCUAGGGUAGCCCCAUCUAAUGCUAGCUCCUACGUUUAUGAUAAUGUACUGUCAUGUAUUUCUUUUUUGAUUGAUAAUGAAAAGCACCGAAUUUCUCCCUUUAAAAAACAAGAAAUAACUCUCAUUGUCAAUUAA